UUAAUAAUAAUCAGGUUUCCAACAACUGACAUUUCGGUUAGAGAUUUCAAAAACCCAGAAUUUGCAAAUAUUGGCUGGAAAUAGUUGAGGGUCAAUCGAUAGAUAUCGAUGCGCAUAAGUGAUCGGAUAACUGUCAACACUAAUUAGUUAUUUCUCAUGCGAUAAGGACAUGGUGGGCAAACUGAUUAAAAGAUCUAAUAAAAAACAUUAACUAAAAUUCGUAAAAUGUAUAAGCCUCACCCACUGGUCAACCAUGAGGACGAAGUCGAGAACGCCUCGGAUAGGAAUAUGCAAAGAGGAAAUGUGCAUGCGUUGCAAAUGUUCCUUUUGACCACAUUCCUGCUGCUAUUUCUAGCCGGUUCUGUUUUUCAUCCAAAGCCUUUUGCGCUUAAGUCCAAGGAACUUCCACAUGAUGAUACCAAAUAUGAUUGCAAUAUAACACUAGUUGAAUCGAUACCCAUUGGCCUAAACUAUACGCCCAAUAGUCCAAAGUUCAUGAGCACCAUCGAGGCGUGGCAACAACUUUUGGAUUUAAGUAAAACUUCAUUGGACAUUGGCUCCUUUUAUUGGACGAUGCGGGGCGAGGAUGUUGGAAUAAACGAGAGCAGCGCAAAGCCUGGAGAGGAGAUAUUUCAGCGGAUGCUAGAUAAUGGAAAAGACAUUGGUUCAAAGAUUAAGAUACGUAUUGCACAGAGCUCGCCGUCGAGCGUUUCUCCAAAUAUGGAUACGAAACUCCUGUCCAGCUUUGGAGCUGCCGAGGUAGUUACUCUUGAUUUUCCCAAGUACUUUGGCAGUGGCAUACUGCACACAAAGCUCUGGAUUGUGGAUGGGAAGCAUUUCUAUUUGGGCAGCGCAAACAUGGAUUGGCGGGCUCUAACCCAGAUCAAGGAGAUGGGCGUCCUAGGUCAGAAUUGUCCACAACUGACUACCGAUUUGGCUAAGAUAUUUAAAGCCUACUGGUAUUUGGGCAGCAAUCCAAAUGCACGCGUACCAAAUUCAUGGCCAUAUGAAUAUAAGACUAUCUACAAUUCGGAACAGCCAAUGUUAUUAAAUGUGAAUGGUGCAUUUAUAAUGCAGGCAUAUGCAUCUAGUUCACCGCCUCCACUCUCUGCAGAUGGACGCACUCACGAUCUGGAUGCUAUUCUAAAUACAAUUAACGCAGCUCUUAAAUUCGUACAUAUAGCUGUUAUGGACUAUUAUCCUUUGACGAUGUUUGAAUCCAGGAUAAAAUAUUGGUCUGCGAUCGACAAUGCGUUGCGCACAGCGGCUGUGGAACGAGGAGUUGCUGUUAAAAUGCUCAUCUCCUGGUGGAAGCAUUCCGAUAAAAGUAUGGACAACUAUUUGCGCUCCCUGCAGGAUCUAACCAUGUCCCAUCGCCAUGUGGACAUACAAAUUCGUCAUUUUAUUGUGCCCGCUGAUCAGAAUCAGGAACGCAUACCCUAUGCACGCGUCAAUCACAAUAAGUACAUGGUAACUGAUCGAGUUGCCUAUAUAGGAACUUCCAAUUGGUCAGGCGAUUAUUUCGAAACCACAGCGGGCGUUGGCUUGGUUCUGAAGGAUACCCUUCCCGCAAUGUCGGAUUCCAUACGCAAGGAUUUGGAAGGCGUUUUUGAUAGGGAUUGGAAUAGCACAUAUGCUCACAUAUUAAUCUAAGCAAAAUGCCCAAGUAUUUUCCUUUUUUCUAUGAAAACUAGUUCCAGGCAUUUUGACUUACUUUUACCGUUGCAUAAGAACGCAAGUUAGAUGACCUCAUAUCAUUUAAGUUAAAUAUUUUGAUGACAGAAUUUUGUUUAUAACUGCUCCGUUGGCCAGAUAAUCUAAUCAUGAUUGAGAGAUUGAUUGAUAAGAGCUGAGUUUUGUUAAAUUACUGAACACGAUUAAAUUCAACGGUUAAUAAAUAUAAAACCUAACUAAG
Molecule: messenger RNA, 1915 nt
Organism: Drosophila hydei
Lineage: Eukaryota; Metazoa; Arthropoda; Insecta; Diptera; Drosophilidae
Gene: Pld3
Product: phospholipase D3
Exons: 2
Coding region: 226-1653 (475 amino acids)
Molecular function (GO): catalytic activity
Source: RefSeq, a predicted model, not a curated record